GUUGUCAGUCUCACAGGACCUGUGUUCGGACCCCACUCCUCUGACCCCUGUGUGACCUGACCCGAGGAGGAGGAGGAGAGUUUGAGGACAGGACUCUGGACUCUCCUGCAGUCGCAGAGGAUGUCCUCCCCUGCAGCUCUGGUGUCCGGUGAAGAUGUGAUGGUGAUCAGGGUGUGCUGUGUUCGCAGAGAGGGAGCGGGAUGUGUGUGAUGGGCUGCAGAGCGCAGUGUGUGGAUAAAGUGUUCCUCGAGGUUUACGUAACCCCUGCAUUAGUGGGAAGACACAGUAACCACCUCCAGAUGUGGGAGCGCGCAAUCUGACUGAUUAUUUACAACGAGACCAAUGAACAUCGCCCUCCUCACAGCAUGAGCCUUAAUCUUUGCUCCUUUGUCAAUGCCCAAGUUAAUGCUUAAUCUUGGUACAGACCAUUAAUAGCUGAGGCCAAGCCCUGUUUAUGGGAGGAAGGUUACUUAGAUGUGCACGGAUCAGAUGUUGCAGACCAGAGUCACACAGGCUCAGGGACUCGUCAGCCUCAUCUCUACCAGAGGAGCAACCAGACCUCCAGGACUGAGUGAAGGGAGCAGCCACCAUGGUGAAGAACUGCAAGUCCAAGCUCAUCGCCGGGGCCUGUGUCGUCCUAACGAUCUCUGUCAUCGCCGGCAUCGUCACCAUGGUCGUUUUCUACACGACUCAGAUCUCUACGAUGAACCCAACACCCCGUCCCACCUUCCUUCCCACCACCACGCAGCCGCCACCUGACAGGCGGCUGCCGAGGAACCUGGUGCCUGAGAGCUACGAGGUCGUCCUGCAGCCUCACUUCUACACCCGGAUCAUUGAGGUGGUGAACGUCACCAGUCCCAACCAGAGCACCCUCUUCACUGGAAACUCCACAGUUUACUUCAAGUGUGUCCAGAAGACGAGCAGCAUCUACCUCCACAGCAGAGAGCUGGAAGUCUCUGACUCGGUGGUGAAGAACAGAGACAACCUGAAUGAGGAGAUACGUUCCUCCGUGGUGGAUCCUGGGAACUUAGAUUUUAUGGAGAUCCAGCUGAAUGUGGCGUUGGAGGCAGGAGGAAACUACAGUUUGUUUCUGAAUUUUAAGGGAGAGUCAAUGGGGACUAUGGAUGGACUGUUCCUCAGCACGUAUUUAGAAGGUGUCCCUGAAUAUGAAGGCGAUAUGAACCCAGUGAGAUUCCUGGCCGCCACCAAUCUGGAGCCAACGUUUGCCAGGACAGUGUUUCCUUGUUUCGACGAGCCGGAUAUGAAGGCUGUGUUUCACGUCUCCAUCAUCCACAGGCGAGGCACCGAGGCUCUGGGAAACGCACUAACAUCAGGCUCCAGCAUCAUAGACGAUGAGUGGCAAUACACUCGUUUCUACCCGACACCGAGGAUGUCAACGUACCUUCUUGCCUUCACGGUUUCAGAGUUUGAAUCAAUUCCCUCCACCCAUGAACGUGUGGACAUUCAAACGUUUGCUCGUCCCGAGGCCAUCGCAGCAGGACACACUCAAUACGCCGCCAACAUCACCGGAAAGAUCCUCCGGUUCUACGAGGAGAAGUUUGGAAUCAAUUACUCGCUGAAAAAGCUGUACCAAAUCGCUCUGCCAGACUUGAACCCUAUGGCGAUGGAAAACUGGGGACUGGUCACGUACCAGCAGGGAUAUCUGCUCUUUGAGGAGGGGGUGUCCUCGCUGUUGCACAAGGAAUUGAUCGCUACUCUCAUCGCACAUGAACUAGCUCAUCAGUGGUUUGGAAAUCUGGUGACGAUGAAAUGGUGGAACGAAGUUUGGCUGAACGAGGGCUUUGCCACCUACAUGGCCUACUUUGCAGUGGACGCCGUCGAGCCGUCAUUCAAAACGAAAGACUCGGUUGUCGUGUUGGACCUCCACAUGGCGUUCGAGGAGGACGCUCUGGCUGCAUCCCAUCCGCUCACUGCUCCGCAGAAAGACAUCCAGACAACUUCUGAGAUCCUUGAAAUGUUUGAUGCAAUCACCUACAGUAAGGGGGCAAUGGUGCUGAGAAUGCUGGCAGACAUCGUGGGUCAAAACGUGUUCAACCGAGGAAUCAAUAUGUACCUCUCGGACUUCAGGUACAAUAACACUGACCAGAAGAACCUGUGGGAUUACAUACAAAAGGCCGUGGAUGAGGAUGGUGGUCACACCAAGGUUGCGAUGGUGAUGCACAAGUGGACCAAUCAAAUUGGCUAUCCCGUCGUCACCAUCAACACGACGAGCGGACAGCUCGACCAGAAGCACUUCCUGUUCAACGACUCUUCUGAAUCGAGUCUUUGGUGGCACGUCCCGAUCAAAGUCAUGUCAAGUUCAUCGGAACCGUCUCUGGAAUGGUUGGACACCAUCGAAGUAAGUAAAGACAAAUUCAUUGCCAAGAACGGAGAGUGGAUCCUGGCGAAUGUGAACACCACUGGAUACUACAGAGUCAAUUACGACCUGGAGAACUGGGAUGCCCUCUCGAGUCAGAUGGAAAACGACCAAGAGCGGAUCCCGCUGAUAAACCGAGGGCAGCUUAUCGAUGAUGCGUUCAACUUGGCAAGGGCCAAACUUGUCGACGUGACCCUGGCUCUGAAUUUGACGCGAUUCCUCCGCAAUGAGACGGAGUUCAUUCCCUGGAAGUCUGCCAUGACGAACCUGGGGUACUUCGUCCUCAUGUUCGACCGCUCCGAGGUGUACGGACCCAUGCAGACGUACCUCCGGGAACAGGUCACCGGGCUGUACAACUUCUACCAGAACUACACGGACCAUUCCCGGGUCCCGAAGGACCACUCCUCACAACACAGCCAGAUCAACGCCGUCAGGGUGGCCUGUUCCAAUGGACUCCCAGAAUGUGUGACCAUGGCAACAAGGAUGUUUGCCAUUUGGAUGAAAAACGACACCAACAUCAUCCAUCCCAACCUGCGCUCGACGGUCUACUGCCAGGCUGUGGCCUCUGGGGGGAAAGCCCAGUGGGACUUUGCCUGGGACAAGCUUCAGAGCUCCAACGACACCUCGGAGAGGGACCAGCUCCGAGCGGCUCUGUCCUGCUCCAGAGAGACCUGGCUGCUCAACAGAUACCUGCAGUACACCUUGGACCCUGAGAAGAUUCGUUUUAUGGACGUUUCAACCGUUAUAAACCUCAUCGCCCUGAAUCCUGCGGGGCAAGCGCUGGCCUGGAACUUUAUCAGAGCGAACUGGGAGUUUCUCUCUGACCGGGGCGGAGGCGCUCUGAUCGACGCCGUGGCCAGGAGGUUCUCCACAGAGUUCGAACUGGAGGAGCUGGAGCGAUUUGUGACCGACAACGAUCUGGGGUACAUGAGGGAGGAGCAGGCCAUCGAGCAAACCAGGGUCAACAUCCAGUGGGUGAAGGAGCACAAGGAGAAGAUCCUCCAGUGGUUUGAAAUGGAAACGGGUUCGUAGAGCGACGGAAGGAAAGAGAACGUCGCUUUUCACCGUUUUCGACUGAAGCUGAAAACUGCUUCCUGAUGUUCUACAUCCACAAACCAGAACCCUGAUCGAGAUCUGGAUCCUGUUCUGGAAAACUGAUCCGUACGCCAAAGUAUCAGGGCCACUCCGAGGGACAAAUCUGGUUUCCAGGAGUAAUAUGAGAAAAAAGAUUAUAGCCUAAAUCUACAAGAAUAAAGUUGUGAUGUUAUGAGAAUAAAGUUGUAAUAUUACCAGUAUCAUUACUCCAGGCUACGUGUAUUUUUAGGGGAAAUAUCUGAAGUUUUGAAUUCUGAUUGUUUCAACAUUUUUAUUCGCUGCUUAUUUUCUUUAAAAAAAAAACGUUCUCAUAAUAUUCCGACUUUCUCCUCAAUUACGUCGUAAUAUUCCAACUCCAAUUUCUCGACAUCUCAGAUUUUGUUUUGCAAAUGUGGCCUUUGUACUUGUAGAUCAGAAAAUAUAUAAUGAUAAAUAAGGUGACACUUUAGUUUAUGUACAGAAUACGUGUAUGCAUUAUUUAUAUAGUAUAUUUUGAAUGGAAACAAGACAUGUGAUUUUAGUUGAUGUUUAGUUUGAAGAUCACGUCACUUUUUUCUCGUUGCUUUUGUCCGUGAUCAGAAAUUUUAUGGAAACUCAUUUGUUUGAUUCAUUUCAUUGUAAAUAUGAGUUUGAUAAGUUUGAUGCAACAGUAAAAAUUUGAUGCUGCUAAUUUCCAGAGUCGGAGCCAAAAGACAGAAACCUGUUUGUUAGAGUGUCUAUAUUUGUAAUAUAUAUAUUUUAUAAUCAAGAAAACAAAUUAUUCUUGUAUUUUUCUUAGAACUGUUAUUUUCAAUAAUAAAAUAUAAAUUUUGUGUUUAA
This is a messenger RNA of Hippoglossus stenolepis (Pacific halibut), 4291 nucleotides long. RefSeq names its product alanyl (membrane) aminopeptidase a (gene anpeplb). Lineage: Eukaryota; Metazoa; Chordata; Actinopteri; Pleuronectiformes; Pleuronectidae. The record is from RefSeq and is a predicted model, not a curated record. Gene Ontology annotation, biological process: peptide catabolic process; proteolysis. Bases 590 to 3409 code for a protein of 939 amino acids. The transcript has 20 exons. Gene Ontology annotation, cellular component: cytoplasm. Gene Ontology annotation, molecular function: peptide binding; metalloaminopeptidase activity; zinc ion binding.